CUCCCGCACUCUAGGUGGCGGCAUGCACAAACAAAUGUGCGAACGCCAUGAUACCAAAGAAGAAGAAGAGGACCUUAUUCAGGAUUUCAUAUCUGAUAAUCAUACUUGUGAUGUUCAGUUAAACGUGUCGUCAGACAGACACAUCGGUAGGUGAUCACGUUAAGUACCCAAGCAUUCGUCUAACAACGGAUCACAACAAUCAAGUUAACCAUGGCUAACGAGCCAGUGAGUGUGAUGUUCAAGGUCUACUGUCUGUCAGUGAUGACACUGGUGGCAGCAACUUACACCGUGGUAUUACGAUACACAAGGACAGUAUCAUCAACAGCUAUGUACUUCUCUACAACAGCAGUAUGCAUCACGGAAGUUAUUAAAUUGUUCUUGAGCCUUGGGAUGUUGACCAAAGAAACUGGCAGCUUUGGCAGGUUAAAAGCGUCCAUAGUUGAACAUGUAUUUUGGAGUCCAAAAGAGUUGCUGAAACUGAGUGUUCCCUCUGUGGUCUAUGCAGUUCAGAAUAACAUGGCCUUUAUUGCCUUGAGCAAUCUUGAUGCAGCUGUGUAUCAGGUGACCUAUCAAUUGAAGAUCCCGUGCACAGCCUUGUGCAUGGUCCUCAUGCUGAACCGCUCUCUCAGCAGGCUGCAGUGGUUCUCAGUCUUUAUGCUGUGUUUAGGCGUCACACUGGUCCAGUGGAAACCGGCAGAGGCCACUAAAGUCCAGGUGGAGCAGAACCCAUUUUUGGGGUUUAUGGCCAUUGCUGUGGCUGUGUUGUGCUCCGGGUUUGCAGGUGUGUACUUUGAGAAGGUCCUAAAGAGCUCAGACACAUCCCUAUGGGUGAGGAACAUCCAGAUGUACCUGUCUGGCAUUGUGGUCACCCUCGCUGGAGUUUACAUGACUGAGGGCGCUCAGGUCAUAGAGAAAGGCUUCUUCUACAGUUACACGCCUUGGGUGUGCUUUGUAGUCUUUUUGGCCAGUGUGGGUGGUUUGUACACAUCAGUGGUGGUGAAGUACACAGACAAUAUCAUGAAAGGCUUCUCUGCUGCAGCCGCCAUCGUUCUCUCUACUGUGGCAUCCGUCACUCUGUUUGGGCUACAGAUAACUGCUACCUUUGCUUGUGGGGCAAUGCUGGUGUGUGUCUCCAUAUACCUUUAUGGACUUCCGAAACAAGACACCACCAAGCUUCCAAGAGCAGACACAGACAAGGAGGCCAGGCAGAAACUGAUCACUGUUUGAAGCCUGGGUCUGGAAUAGCAAAGGUUUAUGGUCUUUCCUGACCUCUGUGUUGGAGCUGCCCGUGAGGCCCUCUUUCACACUGCGGUCUACUGUCGUCCCAUAAGAGCGUCGGCAAGGAACUUCAAUAAUCUAGAUGAAUCAUUAUAUCAGUAAUGAUGGAGCAUAAAGUAAGGGAAGUGUGGCGCUGAGGCAGAAUGUAUACAUAGAAAAUAAAUACCAUUUGGGUUUUUAUUCCUU
Oncorhynchus mykiss (rainbow trout) is the source of this 1464-nucleotide messenger RNA. It is a transcript of the gene slc35a1, whose product is annotated as solute carrier family 35 member A1. Gene Ontology annotation, molecular function: pyrimidine nucleotide-sugar transmembrane transporter activity. Lineage: Eukaryota; Metazoa; Chordata; Actinopteri; Salmoniformes; Salmonidae. The record is from RefSeq and is a predicted model, not a curated record. Gene Ontology annotation, biological process: pyrimidine nucleotide-sugar transmembrane transport. Gene Ontology annotation, cellular component: Golgi membrane.